Messenger RNA from Acanthocheilonema viteae, 1221 nucleotides. The record is from the annotation of a GenBank genome assembly. Lineage: Eukaryota; Metazoa; Nematoda; Chromadorea; Rhabditida; Onchocercidae.
AUGAGUGACGUUGAUGCAUCACCACAUAGAGAAGAAGGAGGAGAAGAGGAAUGUGUGGAAACAAAGGAGAACAAUGGUGGUGAACAGGGAAAUAAUCAAAAUAUAUCAGCUCCAGCAGAUGGUGAGGAAGUGGAUCAUGUAUGUGUUUUUGCUACGGAAGAUGAAGAUUGUACACCGCUCGAGCUACCUCUUGCAUCCGAUGGUACUUUGCCAUGUUUCACCUUGUCGCAUUCUUUUCCAAAGGCGGUCGGAUUGAAGUAUAAGAAUCCCGCAACAGGCUUAUUUCGUAGCCUCCCAGUGGAUGAAGGGAAAAAAUGUGUGCUGGCGCCGAAAGGAGGUUGGCAUGGUCAUCGCUAUGUAGCGAUCAUCGAUGAUUCGUUAUCGUCGAGUGACAGACUGGAAGGGCAGUGCGGACAGACUGAUCGAUUAAACAUGCCCGUUGAUCUAUUCGUCCGCAAUCUAUCAUUCAAAACUACUGAGGAACAGCUCAAAAAGUUUUUCGAGCAGUACGGUGAAGUGCAAUACGCUGAGGUGAAGAAGGAUUACAGAACAGGUCUUCCUAGGGGCUAUGGUUUUAUCAAGAUGAAAACAUUGGAGGAUCAAGAAAAAGUGUUAAAAGAAGGCGAUUUCUACAUUGACGGUCGCAUGGCUCAGGUAAAAUAUCCGGAUCAUGGACAAGAUGGCGGAGACCAGGAUGAUCGAAUUACAACGAAAAUCUAUGUCGGUCGGGUGUAUGCUGAAAUUACAGAAGGAGACCUUCACAAAUUAUUUGAUGAAGAAGCAAAGAAAAUAUCACCACUUGCCAAGGUUGAGCGAGUGUUCCUACCUAAACCAUGUCGUGGUUUCGCAUACGUGUCGCUAAAUGAUCCUAAAGUGGUUAAACGUCUUUGUCAAAUUCGUGAUUUUGUUUGUGCCGGUAAGAGUAUUUAUGUUAGUAUACCUCGUCCAAAGAAACAGGAAUCGGAAUCCAUUCGUUACUCUGGAAUGAGAGACUAUCGUUCGCAUCCAUAUCGAUCAUCUUAUGGUCGAUGGGACGAUGAGCCGGUAAGUCGUAAAGGUUAUUACAAUGAUGACCCAUAUGCCGGGCGAACACGAAGUUUGUUUGAUGAUUUUCCAUCUUCUGGUGGAUAUGGUAGUCGUUCUGGAGACAUGUAUGGAGGAGGCGGGUACACGGGAAGCGGUGGUUACGGUUCGGGUGGUUCAUCUAGAAGCUGGCGAUAG